This is a messenger RNA of Phytophthora infestans T30-4, 882 nucleotides long. Its product is annotated as pirin-like protein. Bases 1 to 882 code for a protein of 293 amino acids. The record is from RefSeq and is a predicted model, not a curated record. The transcript has a single exon. NCBI's taxonomy places the organism in Eukaryota, Oomycota, Peronosporomycetes, Peronosporales, Peronosporaceae.
AUGUUCAAGCCUCGUCAAAUCGCUAAGCAAUUCGUAGCUCGCGAACAAAGCGAAGGUGCCGGUGCUCGCGUCUAUCGCUCCAUCGGUCCAUCUCAACUGCGCACUCUCGACCCAUUCCUCAUGCUGGACGAAGCGAGCGUUGGACUUCCCGGCGGCUUUCCGGCGCACCCACAUCGUGGAUUUGAGACCGUGUCCUACAUGCUCCCCACGUCUAAGGGCAACUUUCAACACGAAGAUUUUUUGGGCAAUGAAGGCGAACUGCGACCUGGUGAUCUGCAGUGGAUGACGGUUGGACGAGGGAUUAUGCACUCGGAAAUGCCAAAGAGUCACGACCCGGCGCACGGUCACCAGCUAUGGGUCAACCUUCCAAAGCACCGUAAAAUGAUCCAGCCCCGCUACCAAGACGUCCCACGUGAGUCGGUGCCGCAUGCUUUCAACGACGACAAGAGUGUCGAGGCUCUUGUCUUUGCCGGCGAAGUGUUCGGUUUGCGAGGUCCCAUUGAAACGGAGGCACCAGUUACGUACGUACACUUUAUGUUGGCCGCAGGAGCCAAGCUCGAGUACCCGAUUCCGUCAACGCACAACGCGCUUGUAUACGCUAUCAGUGGUAGGGGCCAAUGUGUUGGAGCUUCCAUCCAGCCACACGAGGCGAUCGUGAUGGAGAAGGACGGAGAUGGUGUGGUACUGACGGCAGCCGAGAAGGACAAGCUGGAGGUGAUCGUGAUGACUGGCGAACCUCUCAAUGAGCCUGUCGUUCAGCAUGUUCCAUUCGUGAUGAACUCAAUCGAGGGAUUAAAACAAACUUUUGAGGAUUUCCAACAAGCAAAGAAUGGAUUCGAAAACGCGCGUUCGUGGGAGCCUAAAACCCAACGACGUCGCUAG